Molecule: messenger RNA, 1351 nt
Organism: Lipotes vexillifer (Yangtze River dolphin)
Lineage: Eukaryota; Metazoa; Chordata; Mammalia; Artiodactyla; Lipotidae
Gene: DSN1
Product: DSN1 component of MIS12 kinetochore complex
Exons: 10
Coding region: 16-1077 (353 amino acids)
Biological process (GO): cell division; chromosome segregation
Cellular component (GO): MIS12/MIND type complex
Source: RefSeq, a predicted model, not a curated record
GGUUCUCCACCCAGGAUGACUUCUAGAUCAGAGAUUGUAGAAGUGCUAGAAGAGGAACCAGUGGCAUCUAAGACUCAUGAUCAUCAAUUGGAAUCAGAUCCCAACCCUGCGGAAGCGUGUGGUAAUUCGUCCACCUCCCUGGAGAUGACUAAAGGCGUUUCAAAGGAACAGAUUCACCUUGGCUCUAGCCCUAAAAAAGGGGAAAGUUGUGAUCUCAGCCACCAGGAAGGACUUCAAUCCAGGUCCCUUUAUUUGUCCCCCAAAGAACAGUGUGCCCGUCAUCAAGACAGGAGGCAAUCCUGGCGGCGAGCAAGUAUGAAAGAAACGAACCGGCGGAAGUCACUGCCUCCCUUUCAUCAGGGCAUCACAGAGCUCUGCAGAUCCAUCAGUGUCAACAUAGCAGAAAGCAAACGGCUGGGCUGUCUCCUGCUUUCCAGUUUCCAGUUCUCUGUUCAGAAACUUGAACCUUUCCUAAGGGGCACUGAGGGCUUCAGUCUUGAAAAUUUUAGAGCCAAAGCAUCUUCUCUUUCUGAAGAAUUGAAACAUUUUGCAGACAGAUUGGAAAGUGAUGGAACUCUACAAAAAUGUUUUGAAGAUUCAGAAGGAAAAGCACCAGAUUUGUCUCUGGAAACAUCAGUGGCUGAGAUGAAGGAAUAUAUAACAAAGUUUUCUUUAGAACGUCAGAGUUGGGAUCGGCUCUUGCUGCGCUACCAGGAGGAGGCUGAAGAGAUCAUAUCCAGAGGAUCAACUGAAACCAAAACUACUGAAGUUGAAGUGGAGCCUACAGCAUAUCUUGGGUCUUCCCAGAGUGAAGUCCUUAAUACAAAGCCUGACUACCAGAACAUAUUACAGAACCAGAAUAAAGUCUUUGAUUGUAUGGAGUUGGUGAUGGACGAACUGCAAGGAUCCAUGAAGCAGCUGCACGCCUUUAUGGAGGAAAGUACCCAGUGCCUCCAGAAGGUGUCAGUACAGCUCGGGAAGAGAAGCACGCAACAAUUAGAUCCUUCACCAGCUCGAAAACUGCUCAAGCUUCAGCUACGGAAGCAACCGAGAGAUUGCUCUAAAUCUUGUCAGUGACCUUAUGCAGCUUUUCUGCCACAGGAUGCUCCAGAGGAGAGAAACAGGAAGAGUGCCCUAGUGCACGGCAACUGCACAACGGGCUGAGCGGUGACAUCUGCCCUGUUGCCUUUGAAGAUAACUGGCUGACUAUAAAGCACUUCGAUAUUUUUCUUAAAAUGAUGGAAUUUAUGCAUCUGAAAGAAGGUCAUAUAGAAACUUUUUCCAAGAGUGUGCAAAAUGCUUGAGACUGCUGCUUUGGAAUGACCUUCAGAACUAGGGUCCCAUAUUCUUU